Molecule: messenger RNA, 1518 nt
Organism: Cydia strobilella
Lineage: Eukaryota; Metazoa; Arthropoda; Insecta; Lepidoptera; Tortricidae
Product: delta-sarcoglycan-like
Exons: 7
Coding region: 542-1471 (309 amino acids)
Biological process (GO): heart contraction
Cellular component (GO): sarcoglycan complex; membrane
Source: RefSeq, a predicted model, not a curated record
CCAAACGACGACAGCUGUUGGCAAUGUUGCCUACAGGCGCGAGUUGAUAGGGGUCCGCGUAAAUUAUUAACAAGUCUGCAUGAAGGUGACGGUUAAUGAUAACGUUAACUAGAUUUUGUAAUAGAGGCAGCUGUGAGCGACCCGGAGUUAUGUCCCGCGCGAGGCAGGCAGUGGAUUAAAAAUGCAACACUUCAAAACGAGUUGAAUUCGGCAUGGGCUUGGGCGACGCUGGCGCAACCGGCGAGCCCGCCAGUGUUGUUAUGACGCCGGGACCGCGUGGUUGACUCCGUCACUCGGACUGUUCACCACACAUUUACUAUUGCUAUAAAAUAGCCUACCUGUAAACAUUCAUAACAUGUUUUGAUCUGAGUGCUCGUGAUCUAAGUGAUUGAAGGAUAUUGGCAAUUUUGAUGAUCGGAUUGACUGCAGCACCGACGUUUAUAAAGCAGGAACACAGCUAACAGACAGGGACGCUACAAACGUCAGUAUUUACGUGGAGAGAACAAGGGAUAAUAGCAGAUUGUUAGCAAGGGUGUAAAGGAUGGCGGGGGAAGCCCCGGGCUCGCUGCACGGGUGGGGCUGCACGCCAACCGGGGACACGCCGCCGACCGUAGCGGGUGAGAACGCCAGCAAACCGGCGUGCCUGCCAGUUCUGCUCAGGGGCUGGCGAAAGACUGCCCUCUACUGCAUCCUAGUGUUCCUCACGGUGCUAAUUUUCCUAAAUAUCGGACUGACCCUAUGGAUCAUUAGUAGUUUGAAAUUGAGAAUGGGUGGGUUUGGUCCAAUGAACAUCGUUAAAGGUGGCAUAGAGCUGCAAGGACAGGCGCUCGUAAUGGACAACUUAAUCGCCUCGUCAAUAAGCUCACGCGCCGGGCAGCCCAUAACCUUUCACUCGCACCGGAACUUUAGCAUACUGGUCACCGAGCCCGAGUGGAAGGAAACCGCCAAAUUGGUGCUCAAAAGAGAUAGCAUUGAAUGCAGCGGACGCAUGUUUGAGGUGCGUGACGCGCACGGCGGCGAAGUGUUCCGCGCGUCACGCGACGAGGUGCGCGUGUUCAGCGACGCGCUGGCAGUGGACGGGCCCGGCGGGGUGGUAGUCAGAACGGCCGUGCAGGCGCCCAGCGUCAUGGCGCCACCGGGAUCUGACCUGCAGUUGGAAUCUCUAACGAGACACCUGGAACUGAUAGCCCCGCAAUCCAUACACCUGGAGAGUCGAGCGGGUGGCAUUCAUGUCACGGCUCACAGCAACAUCAAACUGGAUUCUAUUGUCGGCGCCCUAAAAAUCGACACUCCGAGUAUUUUCAUUGCAAACCUUAAAGAGGCUAUGAGAGCAGAGUCCGCGCCCCCGACCAAACACUUGAGGCCGCAGAAAGUGUACCAGCUGUGCGCCUGCGCGUCGGGCAAGCUGUUCCUCGCCACCGCCGACGCCUCCUGCGCCGCCAACAACGCCGACACGGACUUUUGUAGAUGAUAAAUAUAAUUACUAAUUAAAAACCAAUAAAUACUCAAUAUUUAUUC